AUGGGCAAACUCCAAUCAAAACAUGGUGGUAGUUUUGCUGCCAAUGUGCUCACCUGUCAGGGAGAGUGGGAACAUACUGGUCUCCACACCCACACAAUCAGAUUUAAGCAGGAGUUGUGCAGAAGGGACGUGAAGGAUGAGCAGGUCCUGAACCAUAAGUGCCCCCUACAGGUGGUACUGCCACCAGAGGAGAGGGAGAGCUCCAUCCACGUUCCAUUCAGACAGCCCAGGAAGAGAAACAGCCAUGUUGAUGACACAGAGUGCACCGUGGUGUUGGAGGAUGACACUCGGCAAGAGAGGGUUUUUACACUGUAUCACUUUGACAACAGCGGUAAAGUCACCAAGCAGGAUAUGUGCAGUCUCAUGCAGUCCAUCUAUGAGGUGGUUGAAGCGUCGGCCAAGCAGCCGUCCUGUAGCAGCACAGCCCUGAAGGUCAAGCUGGUGGUAGGCCCCUCCAGCAGCUCUGGCCGGGGCUCUAGAACAGGUGACAGAAUGGAGGUCCAGCAGGAGGAGGCUGGGAGCCCAGAGAGGAUUUUUCACUGUGUGGAUGAAAACACAGAACGCAGGAAUCACUACUUAGACCUAGCUGGGAUAGAGAACUAUUCCUCCAAGUUUGACAAUGCAGACGCCCCGUCUCAGGAGCCCAGAGUGGACACACGCUCAGCCCAGCAGCACCGCUCAGUGUUGGUAGGGGAGAACUGCGGUGCAACUGAGUCCAGAGGUAGGGGCCUCUCCUUCAACAGGUCUCUCAGGGGCCACGUCAAGGCAGUGGGGGGAGACAGAGGAGGUGGAGGAAGAGGAGGAGGGGGAGGACGUGGGGGUAAAUCAAGCAAGCUCCAUGGCCACCAGCCCUCCAUGUGGUGCCACUCCUCCCAGCCACACUCCCAGCCCCAACUCCCCUUACAGCACAGCCACAGUAAGAGGCUUCGCUCCAGGGCCAGAGAAGCUGGGUCCCCCUCCAGAACCCUCCACCACCUACACCAGCCUGCUUCUCAAGCUCAGCCAGGGGGAGAGAGGGAGAUGCUGCCCAGCCUGCCUGCAUCGUCUGGGGGCUUGGUCCCCCUGGCUCAGAGGCAUGAGCACCACCACGAGCACCAUCACCACCACCACCAUCACUACCACUACCACCCCCCGGCAUGACUGCAGUCUGCACUCCACUCAGGGAUACAGAGACUGAGAGAAACACCUCCCUGUGGUUUAGCCUAUAGCUAGGGCCCUGAGCCAUUCCUGGUCAGGUCAGGUGGGCCUUAGAUAUAGUAUAAAGCUGUGGGACACCACCAUUCUCCAUGCUAAGGAGUAAUAGCAACUCCGUACAAAAAUGAACUGUUAUGCCCUGUAUUGAUAACUGAGUUUCAUGUUGAAUGUGCCAUGUUGAAUAUGCUACUCACCUUUGGAAGCCCUCUAAACGGAUGUUUCUUCUCAGGUUUCUAUAGUGGAGGCUGCUGAGGGGAGAACAGCUCAUAAUAAUGGCCGGAAUGGAGCAAAUGGAAUGGCAUCAA
Messenger RNA from Salvelinus namaycush (lake trout), 1499 nucleotides. RefSeq names its product protein naked cuticle homolog 2-like. Gene Ontology annotation, cellular component: cytoplasm. Lineage: Eukaryota; Metazoa; Chordata; Actinopteri; Salmoniformes; Salmonidae. The record is from RefSeq and is a predicted model, not a curated record. Gene Ontology annotation, biological process: negative regulation of Wnt signaling pathway. The transcript has 7 exons. Bases 1 to 1140 code for a protein of 379 amino acids.